Gigantopelta aegis is the source of this 2566-nucleotide messenger RNA. RefSeq names its product solute carrier family 35 member F1-like. Gene Ontology annotation, cellular component: membrane. The record is from RefSeq and is a predicted model, not a curated record. The transcript is spliced from 10 exons. NCBI's taxonomy places the organism in Eukaryota, Metazoa, Mollusca, Gastropoda, Neomphalida, Peltospiridae. Gene Ontology annotation, molecular function: transmembrane transporter activity. Gene Ontology annotation, biological process: transmembrane transport. Bases 527 to 1585 code for a protein of 352 amino acids.
AAAUAGACUUUCAUCCUAUCGAUUUUGUGUUUUGUUGUACCAUUAUUUAUCCCGUUGGAAUGUAUUAACUUGGAAAUCACGUGCAUCUCGUGAAAUGAACUAACUGUCAUGUAGGCUGUGUAGUGCUUUUCACGAGAAAAAUUCAGUUAUAGAGUGUUAUUACCAAAUAAGCAUACUUACUGACCACACAAGGGAACUACUACUUACUACCACCGUACACUUUCAAGUCAUCAUAGUUUCAUGAAGUAAUUUUGUUAUUGGUUGUGUGAUAAUCCAGGUACCAACAAGAUGAUUUGAUUUAGGAUGAUGCACUCAUGGUUUCAUGUUCAAUAAGAAGUGACCCACACUGGAUGCACAUACCUAUUUUUAUGACAUUUCUAAAACAAGCAAACUUUGUUAUCGGUAAUCUGACCAAGUUCUUUAUGCAGAGAAGUUUGUCUAACAGUAUGCAGUACAAACCAGAUGCAUGGUUCAUUAAAAAGACAAACCAUGUAAAGUUUAUACCAGUUAAACCAGCAUCAAGUACAUGAUCACUAUGAAUAAAUCAGACAUUCAGAGUGAUGCUGCUGCAGAUGAUGAUAAUGACAUUAUAAAAUAUAACGAUGAAGUGUCACAACAUGGCUUGAUGAAAAAAUGCUUCCAUAACAUUUGUAACAGGGAGUUCCUAAAGGCACUUUUGCUGGGACAGUUCUUGUCAUUGUUACUCUGUGGAACUGGAAUCUUUACCGGACUUCUCGCUCAGGAGGGAGUGCACACACCAGCAGCUCAGAGUUUUGUCAACUAUGUUCUGCUCUGUCUGGUUUUCACUGUGAUCCUGGCAUGUCGCUACAAAGAGAGAACAUUUGGUUUCCUGUUGAAGAAUUACUGGUGGAAGUAUCUGCUUCUCUCAUUGGUAGAUGUCGAAGCCAACUAUUUAGCUAUCAAGGCGUACUCAUAUACAACUGUGACAAGUGUCCAGUUGCUGGACUGUAUAAGUCUGCCGACCGUGAUGUUGCUGUCUGCCGUGUUUCUCAGAGUGCGGUAUCACGCGACUCACUUUACCGGAGCCUUCAUCUGUUUGCUGGGGUCAGGUGGACUCAUAGCAGCAGACGUCUUGUCUGGACGUAACUCAGAUUCUCAAGGAUCACGACAGUGGCUAGGUGAUAUUUUCUGCGUCCUGGCAGCCAUUUUAUACGGAGUGUCGAACAUAGGUCAGGAAUUCGUUGUCAAGCAGUAUGACCGGUCAGAGUUCCUGGGAAUGGUGGGACUCUUCGGCAGCUUCAUCAGUGGAAUUCAGUUUGCAGUGCUUGAAAGACACGAAGUAGAGACAAUAGAUUUUACAUCUUACAAGAUAAUACUACCAUGGCUGGGAUUCCUUGCGUGUCAGUUUCUACUCUACACUUGUAUGGCAAUCAUAAUAAAGUACACUAGUGCGACCAUGGCUAACAUCUCCAUAUUGUCAGCAGACUUCUACACAGUCAUUCUGGGAAUCUUUAUAUUUAAAUACCAGUUUCACAUACUGUACUUCGUGGCAUUCUUCGUUAUUAUUUGUGGAGUUACACUAUACAGCAUAAAGCCAACACAAACAAGAACCAUAAACAGCUGACACCAGUUCAAGUCCAGCAGAAACCAAAGAUAGUUCUUCACUUUACACCUAGCAGAAAUGACAAUGGUUUACACCAGGUGGUCACUCCAGAGGAAAUCCAUACUUGGGAAACAUUGAAUCACAUCUGUAAUAACAUUUUUCAGUUAUAAACUUUAACUUCUUUGCAAAUGUGAUGUGACAGUCCAGUCAUCUAUAUGAUCACACAACAAAACUCCCCCGACAUUUAGUCAUCAAUCAUUAGUCUGGUGUGGGUGUUGAAGUACAUAAUAUACCUGUUGCAAGUUUCAUGAAGCAAACAAAUUAUUAAAGGUGACAAUAUAUGGCCUGGACAAUGAUUUCCUUUAGUAUGCAGUAAUUUGUGAAAAGCAGGUCAGAGUGACCUAGUUAUGGUAUGCAACACCACCAUCCAAAGUGGUACUCGCAUACAAGGUUUGGUGAUCCUAUAUGAAUUGAUAAAGAUAUGCCACAGAAACUAAAAUGGAUGGAUGAACAAUGCCAUGCCAUAAUAUAACCCGUCAAAGAUGGGUGUAUAAAAAGUUAUCAACCAAUGCAUUCUUCAUCAUGGAAAGAAUGGUUUACACAGAAUGUCUUCCCAAAGGUUCAACUGUGAAUGUCAUGUUUUACAUGCAUGGAAGUUUUCAAACUUUAGUGAGUAGCUGUCCUAAAGGAAAAGACCAGAAAAGUAGAACAGAUGACUUUUCAAAUCAAUGCCAGACACCAAUUUUUAGUGACAUUUCUAGCACCCUAUGUCCAUUUUAUUUUUGCAACUUUAGUCACAAAAACUUUACAGUGUGCCACUAAGUUUAAAAUAAAUGAUGAAAUGGCAGCAAUUCGACAUGAUCAAAGACGAAAGUAAAACAGGACUUCCUAACAAGCUUUCAACAGUGGAACAAGUGUACAUGUGCAGAAGAGUACUACUUCAAAAGGGAAUGAAUGUUACAUGUUUUUAUUUUUAAUAAAAUGGUUUAAUUGUAACAUUCA